This is a messenger RNA of Rubroshorea leprosula, 1665 nucleotides long. Lineage: Eukaryota; Viridiplantae; Streptophyta; Magnoliopsida; Malvales; Dipterocarpaceae. The record is from the annotation of a GenBank genome assembly.
AGAUCUUCUGAGCUUUGGAUUAGGCUGCAUGAAAGAAACUUUCCCUGCCUACAACAUUUCAUGAAUUGCAUGAUGUCUUCUAUGAAAGAAAAGGCGCACCAUCCUCGUGAAUAAUCAGCCAUCUAGUAAAAAUGUACAAAAAUCUUCAAAGUGCCUACAACAUGAAGCUUAUGUUCCUAAAAUAUAGUUUGUUGUGAGGCACCAUUGUGUGGUUCUGACCUCUAAUGGCCUUGAAUGUAUUUCCAAAUUUAGACAGUAGCAUCAACUCCCAUCAGGAGAGAAACUGUUGCCAAAUUGAAGGUUGCAAUCAAUGGAUUUGGACGCAUUGGCAAGAACUUGCUUCGGUGCUGGCAUGGCCGGAAAGACUCACCCCUUGAUGUGGUUGUUGUCAAUGACAGUGGUGGUGUCAAGAAUGCUUCAAACAUUUGUUGAAGUAUGAUUCAAUGCUUGGAACUUUCAAAGCAGAAGUCAAAAUUGUGGAUGAUACUCAUACCACCAUUAGUGUUGAUGGCAAGCCAAUCGAGGUUGUCUCUAAUAGGGAACCUCUCGAGCUUCCAUGGGCUGAUCUUGGCAUUGAUAUUGUCAUUGAGGGAACAGGAGUUUUUUGUGGAUGGCCAUGGGGCGAGGAAGUGCAUUCAAGCUGGUGCCAAGAAAGUUAUCAUCACUGCUCCAGCAAAAGGUGCAGACAUUCCAACUUAUGUUGUUGGAGUCAACAAAGGUGAUUACUCUCACGUGGUCUCAAACAUCAUCAAGAAUUGUCAAGGGAACAAUGGCAAGCACCCAUUCAUACGCUAGAGACCAGGUACUUGCACUCACUGAAAUAUUACUUGGAUGUAGAGCUUAAGCUAAUUCAAAGAAUUUUGAAUUCCAAAUGCAUAAGUUGGAGAUUUAUGUGCACAAAGGCGGCUAAAUUGCUACUUGUGAUCAUGCAAAGACUCUUGGACGCUUCACACUACGACUUGAGGAGAGCUAGGGCUGGCAGCAUUAAACAUAUUCCCAACAAGUACCGGUGCAGCCAAGGCUGUCUCUCUUGUGCUGGGCAAGCUCAAUGGUAUUGCACUCCUUGUACCAACACCAAAUGUUUCAGUUGUUGACCUUGUUGUGAAUGUUGAGAAGAAGGGGAUUACAGCUAAGGAUGUCAAUGCUGCCUUCAGAGAGGCAGCUGAGGGGCCAUCUGUGAUGUUCCUCUUGUUUCAGUGGACUUCAGGUGCAGCCAUAUUUCUUCUACCACCGACUCUUCACUAUGGUAAUGGAAGAAGACAUGGUUAAGGUGGUGCCUGGUAUGACAAUAAAUGGGGAUACAGGUCAGGAUACAUUACUUAAAACUUUCCGUUUCUAACUAUAAUCUUAUUUGUGCCUUACCAGUUACAGUAAUAUCAUGGAUAUUUGCAGCCAAAGGAUCGUUGAUUUGGCACAUCUUGUAGCAAGCAAGUGGCCUGGCAUGCCUGCUGCAGGUAGUGGUGAUAUCCCUUGGAGUAUUUCUGCAAGACAAACCCUGAUGAAGAAUGCAAAGUUGAUGAAGCUUAGAUCAUUCCAGUUUUCUUGUCAAGAUGAAUGCUUGUAAUGAGCAAGUUUUCGCAGAUGCUUAUUUUGUAAUGACAGUUGAUUCAUCAUGAACAGAAUAAUCUUUUGAAAUAGCCAAUGCUAUAAAUGAGAUUGCUUCUA